Messenger RNA from Acanthoscelides obtectus, 2627 nucleotides. Lineage: Eukaryota; Metazoa; Arthropoda; Insecta; Coleoptera; Chrysomelidae. The record is from the annotation of a GenBank genome assembly.
AAAUCAAAAUAUUUUUGUUUUCGUUUCUUUUUUCUUUAAAACAGAGUUAAAACUUACGUAUUGCAGUUAUUUAACGCGCAGAAAUUAUGAAUUCGCUUAGGAGGUGGCCCGAGAAAAAGCCUUCUACGAAGGAAAAGAAAUUAAGCAAACUGAUCCAUGAAAAAACAGAAUCUGGCGAUGAAAUAGAACAUGAAUUAUCUUACUAUAUCAACGACAGGGUAAAACUAAUAAAGGAAGUUCUGAAGAUUAUCAAACCUAAGAAAAUCAGGAGUAUGGCACCUCAAUUCAUGAGGAAUAUGGAAAAUGAAGAGAUCAACUCCAUGCUCUUGGAAGAACUUCUGGGUAUCUCAAAUAAAAGGUUAAAAUAUAUAUUCAAUGGUAUGAAUCUGGAGGAAGACAGUAGUUCUACUGACCCAGAAGAUGAUCAAAAACCUAUAGAUGUGAUAUCACUGGAUGAUAUCAGUGAUGAUGCACUAGAGGAUGUUAUAGAUUUAGAUUCAGAUAAAGAAUCCAAAAGAAGACGCUGCAGAAAACACAGACACAAAAUCAAAGAAGAACCUCAACCCAAAAAAGUGAAAAAAGAAAAACAGGCAAAGCCAGAUAAAGAAAUACCAGAGAAAGGAAAAACUGCUGAAGAUAAAUCAGACAAUCCAGUGAAUGAACAAAACUUGAUGAGUGUUUUAGAGCUAUUGGAAUUACAGGCAAGAGCUAGAGCAAUUCGAUCUCAGUUAGCUUUGGAGAGCAAUAAGAAGCAGGAGAAAGAAAAGAAGAAAGCCCAAGAGAAAGAAGUAGCUCAAGACCAAGAUGAUGGAGAUGACGAUGCUGUGAUAAUAGAGCUUCCUAAGAAUGAAGAGAUUGUGAUUACAUCUAGUGAAUCUGAGAAUGAAGAUGGUGAAAAGAAGAAAGGUGAUGCAAUGAACGGUGAAGAUCAUUUUUGGAAAGGACAAAAGCCAACCAAUGGAAGCUUUUAUGGCAACUCUGAAGGUGGUACAAAUGCCAGAGAAGACAGUGACACACAGCCUUCAGUAGAGGCAGUGAGUCAAGAAGUAGAAAGUGGAAAUAAUUCUAAGGCUACUACUAGUGGAAAAUCUGUAGUUAUUCAACAAGUAGAGAUAAUUAGAUCUGCAGAUUCUAGUGACAAAGCAAACUCUAAAGAUGUCGCUAGUAUACCAUUACCAGCAGUCGAGGAUAAAGAAACAUCAUCAAAGGAAGAUGGAAUCAAUUCUGAAAAUCCUAUGACUGUUGAUAAUGAGAAUUUGAAAGAUGCUUCAAAAGUAGAUGGUACAAAUCAAGACAGUGAAGAGGAUGAAAAUGCAAAGAAGCAGGCUAGCAGCACAAAUACUAGAAGCGAGGAAGAUAGCGAGAAUGGAAAUGUUCCAGAUAUUUUGCAAAACAGUAAUUCAGGCAAAGUUAAAGAAGUUACUUUGGACCAAGAUUCUAACAUAAAGGAAGUUGAUUCAAAUAAAUCUAGGAUAGAGGAUAUGGAGAAGAUUGUAGAAAAACAUGAGAAAGCAGAAGAUAAAGUGUGUGUUGAUGCAGAUCCUUCAACUGAUCAAAGUUCAAAGGUUGCAUCUAACAAAGAUGGCCAGUUUAGCAAAGUGACUACAAAGAAAAAACAGAAUAAAAGGGGUGAUAUAGAAAAUGAAAAUUUAACGAAAGCAAAAGAUACAGGUAAACCUGAAACAACAGUUGGAAAAACUUCAGAAAAAGUGGCUGAUUCAAGUAGAACUGGUGAACCUUCAAGUAAAGGAUCUUUGGGAAAAACAAAACCAAAGAAAGAAGAUGCCAAAGGAAAAUGUGAUCAAAAACCACAGACGAAAAACCAAGGAAGCUUAGAAAAAGAAGAAGCAAAAGGUGAUAAAAAAUCAGAAAAUAAGGAUGAAGGAAUUAAAGUAAAAAGUGAUUCAAAAUCACAAUCUUCUGAAAGUGAAAAGAAUGAUGUAUCCCCAAAGAAAACAAAGGGUAAAUGCAAACGUAAAAUUGCAAUCAGAAAAACUACCCUGACAACUGGUGAGGAAGAAGGAAGUGAGAAGGAAAAAACAUCAAAUAAAAAACAAAAACUUGACAAGAAGAGUACUGAAAAACAUAACACUGAUGAUAAUGAAGGUAUUGAGCUGCACUGUGAUCAAGAUGAUAUGGAUUGCAUCAUUUUAGAUUAAGGAUAAUCCUUAUUUGUAUCAUCUAAAUAGAUGUAUAAAUAUACAUACGAGGGCGGUGCAAUAAGUACCCGAAGACACCAAUGUUUCCAAAAAAACAAAAAAAAAAUUCUAUCAGUUCCCAACGUUCCUGCCAUUUUUUAACCCUUUCAAAAAAUAUGCCUCUGUCUCGGUGAUGACUUCCCCGUUUGAGAUAAUUUUUUUCCCGCGAGCCAUUUCUUAAUGUUAGGGAACAAGAAAAAGUCAUAGGAGGCCAGAUCGGGUGAAUACGGGGGGUGUGGCAGCACUUCAUAACGCAAUUCAUGCAGUUUGGCGGCGACAACUCCGGAUUAAUGGCUGGUGCGUCAUCGUGGUGAAACAGCACCUUCAUUCUCGCCAAAUGUGGCCGUGUCUCCUUCAAUUUUUUGUUGAAGCGGUCCAAUAACUCGGCCUCUGCUACUUCGCGCACUUUCGUUCGUCGAUCAGCGAGAA